Alnus glutinosa is the source of this 732-nucleotide messenger RNA. RefSeq names its product agamous-like MADS-box protein AGL11. The record is from RefSeq and is a predicted model, not a curated record. Gene Ontology annotation, biological process: positive regulation of transcription by RNA polymerase II. The transcript is spliced from 7 exons. Gene Ontology annotation, molecular function: RNA polymerase II cis-regulatory region sequence-specific DNA binding; protein dimerization activity; DNA-binding transcription factor activity, RNA polymerase II-specific. Bases 1 to 732 code for a protein of 243 amino acids. NCBI's taxonomy places the organism in Eukaryota, Viridiplantae, Streptophyta, Magnoliopsida, Fagales, Betulaceae.
AUGGGGAGGGGGAAGGUGCAGCUGAAGCGAAUCGAGGACAAGAUCAGCCGGCAAGUGACGUUCUCGAAGCGGAAGGGCGGGCUGAUGAAGAAGGCUAACGAGCUCGCCGUGCUCUGCGAGGUGGAGGUGGCGCUCCUGAUCUUCUCCGACCGAGGCAGGCUCUACGAGUUCUGUAGUGCAGAGAGGUCAAAGGACGCCUCUGUUGCGGUUAAUGUGGAGCUCCUAGGCGGUUCUAUUCAAUGGAACAUGAGCUUUACUAGAGAGGCGCAUGAUUGGGAAGUGGGUGUUUUUGCGUCUUUUGUACAAGUCUUGCAUUCAGUUAUAGUGAGAAGAGGUAGUGAAGAUAAACUUUGUUGUACUAUUUGCUCAGGAAAGAAAAAUAUAUUAAUUGAUGCACUGGUAUUACCUGAGUUGAUUGUCUCAGCACGUAAAUAUAAGUUGUUGUUGUUGUUACUUUGUCUAGAAGAAAUUAUUGGGCGUUACAGGACGCAUGUAGAUGAAGAAGCUGCUGUCUGCAGGAGAGCUGAACUAGAAAAGCAAAAUCUUCCCGAGUCUACUGUUGAUCAGACAAGUGCUAACCCACUGCAAAUGAUUCAAAGGCACCUUGACGCGCAAAACAUUGAUCAGAAAAACAUAACGGAGCUCACAGAACUAGAGAUAGAACUGGAUGCCAUAUUAAGACAAACCAGAUGCAGAAAGGUGUCUCCUCUUAUAUACUAUCAGUGUACUUAG